AUGCGGCUCGCGUACGCCUUUCUGUUUGUGGCUACUUGGCGGUACUGCGAUGCGUACGACUACUCGUCGGCCUGCGCGCGGCCGUACAGGGCUGACCGCGCGCGCCCCCUGCCCGCCGCCCCCUGCGACCUCUCCAAGCAGAGCUACUGCACCACGCCGGGCAGCGGGUACCCCUGGCACGCUAUUCGGCGGUUUGUGCGAGAGAACCAGGGCUUAAUGAGGAGGAUGUAUGGCGAGGAACGUCAUAUAUCAGUGUUGAAGGCUGAACUAGAAAAUUUCAUAGAGGUCGACGAUGAGGAGACCAAUAAAAAAUCACCGGACUUCGCAGAGGAUGUAAUCAAAGCGAAAUUGAUGUACACAAAGAACAGCCACGGUCGUGCAUUGAGGGACAAGCCUCAUUUCAGACCGAUACAGUCCGCUGAAAAACAUAGGAAAAGUGAUAACGACACCUUGAGAGUGAAGCCAUUGGAGAACUACACAAACAACUCCAAUAUUAAUAACACGGACAGCAGCAACGGAACUGAGAUAACAAGUAACGAAACCAUGGUAGACGAUAAGGAAGUAUCAUACAAAACUAAACUGGAGAGCAUAGCUAAUAUAGAGAUUAAUAAUCUGGAUCCUGACGUAAUAACACUGGAGGCGGUUAUAAAACAGACUAUCGAAACCAACAGUAUAUACCCGACGUUUGCGGGGAGUUCGAAGAGCGAGCCUCUUAGAGACGAACCCGAUUUUAAAAACGGGACUGAUAAAAAUAUAACAACCACAACAGAAUACAUAACUAAUGCAACGGAAACAACCUACAUGUACGACGAUACGACGACAGAGCCAAUCAAAGAAGGAUGGAAGCCAAUGACCCCUGAUACAUCAACGCUGCCGUCCACCUUACUGUUCUCUGAGCACGAUAAAAUAAAGAACGACAAGAACACUGAAGAGAACAAGAAUGAUAAGAAAGAAGAGUUUCAUCCGAAACCAACUCAGCAGGAGUCCAUGAGGCCGUCAGUCAUUAAGCUACGGGGAGCCAACGCUUGUGAAUCAAAAGAGGAGAUGGCAGCACCCUUCUGGGCUAACAGCACUCGCGGCGAGGUGCUGGCCCUACUCAACAUGUACCCGUUCGAGCAGUACAUACACCUGGAGACCUGCGUGCACGAAAGAAAGCAGAUGUACUGUAGGGAGGGCUGCAGGUGCGAGCAGCAGUACCGCCUCCACCGCCUCCUCGCCUACGACCCGCGGAACGAGUGUCGCGGCAUCUUCGCCGACUGGUUCAAGUUCCCCGCCUGCUGCGUGUGCCGCUGCUAUGACGUGCCGCUGGAGUUCCGCGCCAGGUCCCCUCGGAUCCUGCACCCGCAGUACGGCGAGGACCUCAAGAGGGCUAUCUACGAGGACCUCGCCCGCGACUGGUACUCGACGUCCGUCUUCGGCGAUGACGACGACCUUUAC
Messenger RNA from Iphiclides podalirius (scarce swallowtail), 1437 nucleotides. Lineage: Eukaryota; Metazoa; Arthropoda; Insecta; Lepidoptera; Papilionidae. The record is from the annotation of a GenBank genome assembly.